Molecule: messenger RNA, 2317 nt
Organism: Lolium rigidum
Lineage: Eukaryota; Viridiplantae; Streptophyta; Magnoliopsida; Poales; Poaceae
Product: pentatricopeptide repeat-containing protein At1g05600-like
Exons: 1
Coding region: 1-1473 (490 amino acids)
Molecular function (GO): protein binding
Source: RefSeq, a predicted model, not a curated record
AUGGCGCGCGGCACGCCGGUGCGGUGGCCGCGGGUGCUGGCGCCGGCGCACCUGGCCGGAGCCAUCCGCCGGCAGAAGAACCCGCGCGAGGCCGUGCACCUGUACGACUCCGCGCCGCGCUGGUACCCGCGCUCCUCCUACCGCCACAGCGACGCCGUCCACGCCUCCCUCCUCGCCGCGGCCUCCUCCUCCCCCACGCUCCUCCCCUCCCUCCUCCGCCGCGUCCUGCGCCGCUCCCCCUCCGCCGACGCCCUCCUCGCAUCCUCCAUCCCACACCUCCCACCCCCAACCGCACUCUCCCUAUUCCGCUCCUCGCUCCCCGCCUCCCCCGCCCCGUCCUGGUCCCGCUCCUUCUCCGCCACCCUCCGCCACCUCCUCUCCCGCGGCCUCCUCCCCGAGGCCGCCACGUUCCUCCAAGACUUCCAGUGCCGCCCUGAGGUCUCCAUAUCGUCUGAAGACCUCACCACGCUCAUCUCAGAGCUCUGCUGUGUCAACCGCCCCGACCUCGCGCUGCAGGUGCUCGAGGAAAUGCCGAACCAGUGUCUCGCGCCAGAGAGAGGCGCCUACCGCGCGAUCGUCCCCGCGCUCUGCGACGCCGGCAUGCUCGACGAGGCCACGCACGUCGUCUACUCCAUGCUGUGGCGCGUGUCGCAGCGGGGCUGCGACGGGGACGUCGUGGUGUACCGGGCGUUGCUGGUCGCGCUCUGCGCGGCUGGCCGGGGCGAGCUGGCGGAGCAGGUGCUGGAUAAGGUUAUCAGGAAGGGGCUGAGGACCCCAGGUAGCAGGCGCUCUCUCCGUGUGCCGAUGCUUGCUGUGCUCAACAUCGAGGAUGCCCGGGAAGCCAUUGACCGGGCGCUGGUCGUACGAGGCGGACGCACUGUUUCGAGCUUUGAAUCUUUGAUCCUUGAUUUGUAUGACGAGGGACGGUUGAAUGAGGCGGGCAAUUUGUUUCGGGACAUGGGCAAGAAGGGGUUCAGGCCGACGAUAUGCAUGUAUGAAGCCAAGAUCACUGCCUUAUGCAGGGAACAGAGGGUAGAUGAUGCAAUCAAGGUGUUGGAGGAGGAGUUGGCCAACAAUGGCCUCGUUCCCACUGUGACUACAUAUAACUUGUUAAUCAAGGGUCUCUGUGAUAGUGUGCAAUCUGCAAAGGCUCUCGGAUACCUUAAAAGGAUGGAUAAGCAGCUUGGGUGUGUUGCUGGAAAGGAGACUUUCUCUAUCUUGGUCAGGGGCUUGUGUUCACAAAGCCGGUUUGUCGAGGCGGCAAGGGUUAUGGAGAGGAUGGUGAAGAGCCGCCAUCGUCCUGACAGAAGCGAAUUCGGCAAUGUUAUUGAAGGUUUAUGUUCUGUUGGCAGAACAUAUGAUGCACUGCUGUGGCUGGAGGAGAUGAUUGACCAUGGAGAAACACCUGAUGUCCAUGUUUGGUCGUGUUUGGUUUCAUCAGCUUUAGGAGUAGCAGAAACAGCUACUAUGUGAGAAUUAGGAUUGGCACAACAUUAUUCUUGAAGCACACUGAAGACAAAAACAAAAGAAUUGGCUGUGAUGUGUUUAACGCAGAAGGAAAAAAAAGAAACAGUAUUGGACCUGUGGAGAUUAGCCUGAACUGCUUGCCAGUUUUUAUGAGUACGAAGAGGAGGGGAAUCGAGCUUGCUAGGUCGUGCCCACUAGCAUGAGGAGGUUCAAAGAGUGCUGCUUAUUUUUCUGUUUUCACCUGAUACAUGUUUGAUGAACUGUGGAGCUGCCAUCACAUUGAAACCGUGCUGCUGUUCUGGAUGUAGUGGUAGCAGGUUGGAACCAUGUUGGUGGCGCUGAUGGAAAAAGAAGAUCAGACAGAGAUGUAUCUUUAUCUAUGCACCGCCACAUGUCCGAGUUUGGAUCCACGAAGGAGCAACAACCUUCCUCACAGAUAACAAUUCUGCCUUCUGAUGACAUGGCUGCCAUUGCCAAAAUGUUCUUGAGAGUCAGCUUUUGAUCAAGGUACUGGCCUACUGGAAAGGGUGGCUGGGUUUUUUAUGGCAUUGCUGUGGACUAUUGGCAGCCGCGCUGCUCCUUCUUCUAUCGCUGAAACAUGCAUUCGGUGUACAUAGGCUGAGGCCUUUCUCUGCAAAUGGAUUCAGUCACUUGUCAUGCAAUUCUCAUGAUAAAUCUGAUGCUGGAUGUUUGGUUCAUUUUACAGUUUAAGCUGGAGCAUGUGCCGAGGAGAUAGUGUCGCCCUAUGUCGGGCGAACCAUGUUGUCAAUGUAGGGCUGGAUGCUGUCAUGUAGACAGACCAAGUCCCAAACUUUGUUUCGGGUGUAUCUUGGUUUUUUUUAGCAAGCUU